UGCGUCGCUUGGCGGGGGCGGCGUGGAGUCGCCUGCCGCGGGGCGGGGCGGCGGAUGAGGCCUGGCAGGCUGCGCGGGUGAUGCGCGCCCCGCGGGGGCUGCCGGGCCCGGCGCCGAGCCGCUGAGGCGCCGCGGGGCCCGAGCGGAGCGACCAUGCCGUGCACCUGCGGCAAUUGGAGGCGAUGGAUCCGGCCGCUGGUGGUGCUGCUGUACAUCGUGGGGCUGCUGGUGGUCGUGCCUCUCUGCGUGUGGGAGCUGCAGAAACUGGAGGUUGGAAUCCAUACCAAGGCAUGGUUUAUUGCAGGGAUAUUUCUACUGAUGACCAUACCCAUCUCCCUCUGGGGAAUACUACAACACUUAGUCCAUUAUACUCAACCUGAAUUGCAGAAACCAAUAAUAAGGAUUCUGUGGAUGGUGCCGAUUUACAGUUUAGACAGUUGGAUAGCUUUGAAAUACCCCAACAUUGCAAUAUAUGUGGAUACAUGUCGAGAAUGCUAUGAAGCUUAUGUCAUCUAUAAUUUUAUGGUUUUUCUUUCAAAUUACCUAACCAACCGAUAUCCAAACCUCGUAUUAAUAAUAGAAGCGAAAGAUCAGCAGAGACACCUGCCUCCCCUGUGCUGUUGUCCAUCGUGGGCUAUGGGAGAAGUUCUGUUAUUUAGGUGUAAACUCGGUGUUUUGCAGUACACUGUUGUCAGACCGUUUACUACUAUUAUUGCUUUAAUUUGUGAACUAGUAGGUGUGUAUGAUGAAGGAAACUUCAGCUUUGACAACGCUUGGACUUACUUGGUUAUACUGAACAACAUGUCACAGCUAUUUGCUAUGUAUUGUUUAGUGCUGUUUUAUAAGGUACUACGUGAAGAACUGAACCCUAUCCAACCUGUUGGAAAGUUCCUGUGUGUGAAGAUGGUAGUUUUUGUUUCUUUCUGGCAAGCUGUGCUUAUUGCAUUGCUGGUGAAAGUUGGUGUUAUUUCUGAGAAACACACCUGGGAAUGGCAGAGCGUGGAAGCUGUGGCUACAGGCCUACAGGAUUUCAUCAUUUGUGUUGAAAUGUUUCUAGCUGCUAUCGCACAUCACUACAGUUUUUCCUAUAAACCUUAUGUUCAAGAAGCUGAAGAAGGGUCAUGCUUCGACUCCUUUCUAGCAAUGUGGGAUAUUUCUGAUAUAAGGGCAGAUAUAUCAGAACAAGUUCGAAAUGUUGGAAGGACGGUUCUGGGCCAGCCAAGAAAAAUGUUUUUUGCUGAGGAUCAUGAGCAAAAUGAGCAUACAAGUUUACUAUCCUCCUCUACUCAAGACCCAAUUUCUGAUGCUUCUUCGAUGCCAUCAUCACCUAUGGGUCAUUACCAGGGGUUUGGACACACUGUGACACCUCUCACAACACCAACAACAGUCCCUGCAGUUGAUGGUAUUUAUAACACUUCAGCUACCCGGGACACUGCGGAAUCGCCUGAACUAAUGCACAAUUCAUCAGAGAAAGCUUUGGAUAGAAGUUAGACUCACCUUUUUUGAACGUGUCAAGGAGCCUGUUAUAUUCUCGCCUCAUACGUUCGGUUAGCACAUACUGUUAGCCCUGGAAGUUGGAUAGCAUGGAGUAGCUACUGUGCAGGCAGGAGGAGGAUACGGCUGUAACUGACAGUUACAUAUGUAACUGUAACCAACCUGAGUACCCAACGAAUAUAAAACGCACACUGUAAAAGUUUCUGCAGAAAUUCAGGAAUCACAUCCUUGAACUGCCAGACAUUGAUACAUCUG
Molecule: messenger RNA, 1749 nt
Organism: Tympanuchus pallidicinctus (lesser prairie-chicken)
Lineage: Eukaryota; Metazoa; Chordata; Aves; Galliformes; Phasianidae
Gene: TMEM184C
Product: transmembrane protein 184C
Exons: 10
Coding region: 154-1491 (445 amino acids)
Biological process (GO): transport
Molecular function (GO): transporter activity
Source: RefSeq, a predicted model, not a curated record